UUAAAUAUUCAAUGGAUCCCCGUAAAAUUCGAAACCCAUACCAUGGAAUUGACGAUUUACAAUCAGAUUUUGGAGAUGAGCCUUCAAGUAGCUCUAAACCGAAGAGAAAAGGAGAUUUUUUGAAUAAAGAUUAUUCGAGUGAAAUUCUGAAAAAGCGAAAGACUGAUGGACGAGGUGGUUUUGAAGAAGAGCACGGAAGAAUGCAUAGAAGAAUGGCAAAAAUGAUGUCUAUGAACGCGUAUGAUCGACAUAAGGAAAUGAUCAAUUUAUAUUAUCUUUCAUACCCGGGAGCUACGAAAUUGUUAAAUCGGAAAAUUCAAGACGAAACAACUGACCUGGAUGUCCUUAAAAAGCAUCACAGAUUUGUUUGGAGUGAGGACGAUGAAAUUAACGCUUCACAACCUGAUAAAAAUUCAUGGGAAACGAGAAUGGCGAAGAAAUAUUACGAUAAAUUAUUUAAAGAGUAUUGCAUAGUUGAUCUCUCCAUGUACAAAACGAACAAAAUAGGUAUGCGAUGGCGAACUGAAAAUGAAGUAAAAGAAGGAAAAGGACAACUAUCGUGUGGAGCAAGAAAAUGUAAUGAAACUGCUCAUUUAUCUAGUUGGGAGGUUAACUUCACUUACAAGGAAGACAAUCGGGUCAAAAGUACGCUGGUGAAGGCGAGAUUAUGCCCAAAAUGCUCGGAAAAGCUCAACUACGGAACACGUAAACGACAAGUUGUUCAGAAGAAACGAGCAGUUCGGAAAUGGGAAAAAGAACGGAAACGAACUAAAAAGGAUGAGGAAGAAGAUGAUGACGUAGAAUUGAAUCAACAUGAAGCGAAAAAUCAAGAAACCAAAGUUCAACCAUCAACGUCCACACUGUCUGCAUCAACUGAUAUUUGGGAAGGACCGCCUCCUGCUGAAACAGAGAAAACCGUCGACGACGAGAUUGACGAGUUUUUGGAUGAUCUCUUUUUGUAAUUCAUAAUUAUAAUAAUAAAAUGCCUAUCAAU
This is a messenger RNA of Caenorhabditis elegans, 994 nucleotides long. It is a transcript of the gene C08H9.16, whose product is annotated as Protein FRA10AC1 homolog. The transcript has 4 exons. The record is from RefSeq and is marked reviewed. NCBI's taxonomy places the organism in Eukaryota, Metazoa, Nematoda, Chromadorea, Rhabditida, Rhabditidae. The coding region runs from base 12 to 962 and encodes 316 amino acids.